AUGGAACUGCCCGAUGAACUUUACCUCGAGAUCUUUUCACAUUUGCCCCAGCACCACCUCCGCUCAGUAUCUCAAACAUGUCGCGCUUUUGCGACCAUUGUGAGGCCGCUGAUUUUCGCCACCAUUCAUCUAGAUGGCUCUCCCCAGAGCAGAUUUGGCAGGAUGGAGAAUAACGAGUGUGUCAUGUACCCGGGUCGUUCACGCACGGUGGAGUUGGUUUCUUUGGAAAGUACCGUGGAUGAGCUCAUUGCGCACGACAUUGCGCGGCAUGUUCGGAAGCUCAAGUUUAGUCCCAAAUACUACGUAGAUGGGUUCUGGUCGAGGUAUCGCCAUUGGCUAGAGCGUGAGCAAGACUACGAGGAAGACUUUCAUCGAAUGUAUGAUGAAGAAGACUUUGAGACAGACUCUGAAGGUGAGUAUGCCGGAAUUCGUCGUCUCGCCGCGGAACGACUAGCAAGACCCGAUAGAGAGCGCGAAUUGAUCGAGCAGGCGGAAGCGAUCUGGGCCGCCAAGGUGGAGGAGCAGCGCGUAAGGGCAGACGCGAUUCUAGCAGCAAUGGUCAAGCUCUUCGCACAUAUGCCGUGCCUGAAAGCUAUCGAAGUCCAAGAGUGGCAUUGUGACUUGGGUGAUUAUGGAUUCGAAGAGGGCGGCGACGAUGAAGUGGACGAGCAGUUCUCUGGAUGCGGCACGACCUGGAAGCACCUUGAACUCCUAUGCUCCGCCGUUCAAGCGUCGAACAGUCGCAUCCAGAGUCUGGUUCUCCCCAAGAUUGAUCCAUCUUCAAUCACGACAAGUGCCGCCUUGGAACACAUGUUCAGCUCUCUCACUGCACUUUCGUUCAACGCCGAGAGUGUCGACUUCAUGCUUGACUCAUCUAACAACGAAGCUGAAUCCCUCGCUGCCUUGAUUCGUUGCUCAUCGGAGACGUUACAAACAUUCGAGUUCCGCAACAUGACUACAUCACAUCCACAACUACCGGAUGUGGGCGAGCACUACAUCGCAAAGCUCCUUGGUAGCGUCAGUGCCACCGACUCAGCAGAUAUCACACCGCUAGUCUUUCCGGCCUUGACAACUUUGAAGCUACGAAGUUUGGUCCUGGACACACCGUCUCUCAUCACCUUUCUAUCCCGACAGCCGCGAUUGCGAUAUGCUCGCUUUGAGUACAUCUAUCUCGCUACCGUGGGGUAUAAGUGGAGCGAUGUCGCCGAAAAAUUGCCGUCAUCGUGCAACCAACUAUACAUUGGUAACAGUGGGCACGAAAAGUGGGGGCCAGACUCGCCCGCAGCGUACAACCACAUCAAGAAAUUCUUACCGUUCCAAGAUGAUAUGCCGGCUACAUCAGGUUGGCGACUCAAUGAUGCCGCUUUUCAAAAAGAGAUGGAUGAUGAGAUCCAACGAAACAUGGAUGGCGGAAUGAGGUUCUUGCCACAGGAACGCUGGUUUCAGGGCAAGACGAAAGAGGAAUGGGUGGAUAUGAUGCGAAUGGCCAGUGAACAUGCAGAGUUUGAGAGAAUUUGA
Alternaria conjuncta is the source of this 1518-nucleotide messenger RNA. RefSeq lists its product as uncharacterized. Gene Ontology annotation, molecular function: protein binding. NCBI's taxonomy places the organism in Eukaryota, Fungi, Ascomycota, Dothideomycetes, Pleosporales, Pleosporaceae. The transcript is spliced from 3 exons. The record is from RefSeq and is a predicted model, not a curated record. Bases 1 to 1518 code for a protein of 505 amino acids.